This is a messenger RNA of Rangifer tarandus platyrhynchus (Svalbard reindeer), 624 nucleotides long. Lineage: Eukaryota; Metazoa; Chordata; Mammalia; Artiodactyla; Cervidae. The record is from the annotation of a GenBank genome assembly.
AUGGAGGACUUGCUGGACCUAGAUGAGGAGCGGCGUCGCGGCCCGGCCACCUCCGGGGCCAAGAUGGGGCGCCGAGCUCAACAGGAGUCCGCCCAAGCCGAGAAUCAUCUCAGUGGCAAGAAUUCGUCUUCGACUCUGACUGCAGAGGUUCCUCCUCCCAAGCCACCCCGCCAGCAAGGAGGCUGGACAGAUGACUCGGUGAAGGUUUCCAAGUCAAGAAGGAGGGCUUCUAAAGAAAUAGAAGACCGCCGCCUCAGACAGCAGAGCCUGGAUAGAUCAGAUGACGGAGGAGAUACCCCUGUCAUUCCGGACCUGGAAGAGGUACAGGAGGAAGACUUCGUCUUGCAGGUGGCAGCCCCUCCCAGCAUCCAGGUGAACCGAGUGAUGACCUACCGCGACCUGGACAGUGACCUCAUGAAGUACUCGGCCUUUCAGACCUUGGAUGGAGAGAUUGACCUGAAGCUCCUCACCAAAGUCCUGGCGCCUGAGCAUGAGGUUCGAGAGGAUGACGUCAGCUGGGACUGGGACCAUCUGUACACGGAGGUGUCCUCCGAGCUCCUCAGUGAGUGGGACGCGCUGCAGACGGACAAGGAGGGCCCCGUGGGGCCGCCCGCACACACCUGA